AUUGGACAGACGACUAGCUGGAGGAAAAUGGGAGACGACUUGGGUGACGAGUGGUGGGCACAGGAGGGCAACUCAGAUGCGUCUGAGGAGGAGACACGACAAGAGAAACCGCCAACAGAAAAAACAAACAAAACGAAAAAACCAGAGAAGAGGAAGAGUGUAACGGAGGAAACGGUGAAGGCCAAGAAGAAGAAAAAGACUCAACAGAAAGAGUGUAUUAUUCCUAAAAAGAAAGACACCGAGGAUGAAAAGUCAACAAAACCCAAAAGAAAGAGGAAGAAGAAGACAAUUACGGAUGUCUUGUCGUCUUCGGAGCCCAAACCAGGCUCUCCGGCAGACCUGCAGACCCUGGUCACGCAGUAUUUCGCAGACAAGCUCUCUGUGAUCGAGCAGGAGGAGCUCAAAUUGCUCGACUCCAGCUUCCUGUCCAGCAAUGACUUGACGCACACCCUCUCCUCGUAUCUGAAACAGGUUUGCCCCAAGUGGUCGAAGAUUCAAAAGCAGCACAAGGAGAAGAGUUCUGUGGUUCUGCUAAUCGUCUGUAGCUCCGCCCUCCGAGCCAUUGAGCUCAUCAAGCAGAUGACCGCCUUCAAGGGUGAAGCCAAAGCACUAAAACUUUUCGCAAAACACAUCAAGAUGGAGGAGCAGGUGAAGCUGCUGCAAAAGGGCGUCACCCACAUAGGAGUAGGGACGCCCGGCAGGAUCAGCGCUCUGAUUGAGAAAGAGGGUUUGAGCUUGCAGGCGCUGAAGUACGUGGUUCUGGACUGGAACUGGAGGGACCAGAAGCUAAGAAGGAUGAUGGACGUUCCCGAGGUCAAACUGGACUUCAUGAAGCUGCUGCAGGGUGGUAUCCUGAACGGUUGCAAAGAAAACAAAGUCAAGUUUGGACUAUUUUAGCAGCACAUUGUUGAUGUGCUGAUGAUCCAAAGGACGCCUUGAUGUUUAAAGCUACAGAUCGAUGUUCCUCGCUGAGGGGCCUCAUCCUGUUUGUUCUCCCUUUUGUGUCGGCGUGAAACCUGCGCUGUGCUUUUACUGUUUUUGGAGCCCGUGUCAAAUGCGAGGUGGUGUUUGUUUCGCUGCUGUUGUCCAACGCGACGUCCCACUGUGAUGGAUUGAAUAAACAGACUCUGAACGAAA
Molecule: messenger RNA, 1137 nt
Organism: Anarrhichthys ocellatus (wolf-eel)
Lineage: Eukaryota; Metazoa; Chordata; Actinopteri; Perciformes; Anarhichadidae
Gene: cmss1
Product: cms1 ribosomal small subunit homolog
Exons: 10
Coding region: 28-897 (289 amino acids)
Cellular component (GO): nucleus; 90S preribosome
Source: RefSeq, a predicted model, not a curated record